Molecule: messenger RNA, 4900 nt
Organism: Pogona vitticeps (central bearded dragon)
Lineage: Eukaryota; Metazoa; Chordata; Lepidosauria; Squamata; Agamidae
Source: RefSeq, a predicted model, not a curated record
GGUGGACCCGUCCAAGGGAUCACUUCCGAAGUGGGGUCCGGAGUGGAAGCUGUCUAUAAACGUCAGGAAGGUUAAAAAAAAGAAAAGAAAAGGUGGGAUGUGCAGAUCUCCUGUAGGAGCCCACUUACAAGAAAAAGGCAGGAAUCCCCGGGAAGGGAGGCUGUGCUGGGAGUGUGAGCCGGAGAACAGGCGAAGGAGGCGGGUGCUGAAAGCCUCGGUUCCUCAGCGGUGUUUUAAGAGAAAUAUUUGGCUUUUCCCCACGGCUGUCUGCCAUGGACGGGCAACAGACUCCUUGAUCAUGGCCCGAUUCAAGGGACAAAAGGUUGCUGCAACCCUCACAUGUAUUGCAAGCAGGGGUUAAGGACCCAUGGGCUCAUGGUACUGAUGGAAGCAGGGGGUGGACCUCCUUAAAUCAAACCCUCAAAAAUCCAGCAAGAAGACUUCAUGGCGGUUACAUCACAAGACGGUGCAGGAUUUUCUGACGUGAUGGUUAAAGUGGAACAGGAAGAGGAACCAUGUGGUCUGUACCAGCUGGGAUCCAAGACUUCCCCUGGAAAUGGCUCAGGAUUUCCUGACAUUGUCAUAAAGCCAGAGAAAGAAGAGGGGCUGUGCAACCAGGGAUCCAAGGAAAGCGUAAGCAUUGCUGGUGACCAAUCAGCAAUAGAUAACUGCUGGAAAACAAAAAUGUGCACCAAGGGUGGGAAAUGUUUUACACACAGUGUGGGUCUGGACAGACACCAGAAAACCCAUGCAGAAGAACUCUGUGAUAGAGAGAAACCCUACAAAUGCACCAUGUGUGGGGCACAGUUUGCUCAAAAGGUCGCAUUUACACUUCACAAGAGGAACCACAUUAGAAGUAAACCCUUUAAAUGUGAAAUGUCUCGCCAGUGUGAGCCACUUACAGGCCACCAGAAAGUCCAAGGAGAAACAAAGCGGUACAGAUGCCAAGAGUGUGGAAAAUGUUUUGGUCACCUUUCAAACGUUAUGAGGCACCAGGCGGUCCAUACAGGAGAGAAACCAUACAAAUGUGAGGAGUGUGGAAAAUGCUUUUCUCAGAAUUCAAACCUUGUGACUCAUCAGGCAGUCCACACAGGAGAGAAACCAUACAAAUGUGAGGAGUGUGGGAAGUGCUUUUCUCAGAAUUCACAUCUGGUGACGCAUCAGGCAGUCCAUACAAAACAGAAACCUUAUGAAUGUGAGGAGUGCGGAAAGUGCUUUGCUUAUAAAUCUGACCUUGUGAAGCACCAGAGAGUACAUACAGGUGAGAAACCAUACAAAUGCCAGGAAUGCGGGAAAUCAUUUGCUCAGAAUUCCCAUCUUGUGACUCAUCAGGUGGUUCACACAGGAGAGAAACCGUACAGAUGUCAGGAGUGUGGAAAGUGUUUUGCUCACAGUUCACACCUUAUGAGCCAUGAAAAAGUCCACACAGGAGAAAAAACAUACAAAUGCCAGGAAUGUGGGAAAUGUUUUGCCUCCAGUUCAAUUCUUGUAAAACACCAGAGGGUCCACACAGGGGAGAAACCAUACAGAUGCCAAGAAUGUGAAAAAUCUUUUGCUUACAAGGCAGAUCUCGUGAAACACCAGAGGGUGCAUACAAGAGAGAAACCAUACAAAUGCCAAGAGUGUGGAAAAUCUUUUGCUCAGAUUUCAAGCCUCGUGGUGCAUGAGAGAGUCCACACAGGGGAGAAGCCAUUUAAAUGCCAGGAGUGUGGGAAAUGCUUUGGCUCCAGUUCAGUCCUUCUGAGCCACCAGAGAGUCCACACAGGAGAGAAACCGUUCAAAUGUGAGGAGAGUGGUAAUUGUUUUGCUUGGAGAGUCAAUCUUCUCAAGCAUCAAAAGGUUCACAGAGGAGAGGCUCCGUACAAAUGCCAGGAGUGUGGAAAAUGUUUUGCUUACAAUUCAGACCUUGUGAGCCACCUGAGAGUCCACACGCGAGAGAGACCAAACAGAUGCCAGGAGUGUGGAAAAUGUUUUCCUCGCAAGGCAGAACUUGUGAACCAUGAGAAGGUCCACAGAGGAGACAAACCAUUCAAAUGCCAAGAGUGUGAAAAAUGUUUUCUGAAGAAAUCACAGCUUGUGAAGCAUAAGGCAGUCCACACAGGAGAGAAGCUAUAUCAAUGCCAGGAGUGCAGGUUAUGUUUUUCUUCUGGCUCUGUUCUUGUGAGACAUCAGGCAAUCCAUACAGGCGAGAAACCAUACACAUGUGAGAAUUGUGGGAAAUGUUUUGCUCAAAUUUCAAAUCUCAACAAACAUGAAAGAAUCCACACAGGAGAGAAACCAUACAAAUGCCAGGAGUGUGAGAAGUGUUUUGCUUCCAGUUCCAUUCUUGUAAAUCACCAGAUUGUCCAUACAGGGGAGAGACCAUACAAAUGCCAGGAUUGUGACAAAUGUUUUGCUCGCAAUUCACAGCUCUUGACCCACCAGAGAGUCCACACAGGUGAGAAACCUUACAGAUGCCAGGAGUGUGGGAAAUGUUUUGCUUCCAGUUCAGUUCUUGUAAUCCAUCAGCGAAUCCACACAGGCGAGAAACCCUACAAAUGCCAAGACUGUGAUAAAUGUUUUGCUCAGAAGUCACAGCUUGCAAGGCAUGAGAGACUGCACACAGGGGAGAAACCAUAUAAGUGUGAUGAGUGUGGAAAAUCUUUUGCUCAGAAUUCGCACCUUCUGAAGCACCAGGUAAUUCACACAUUCGAAAAACCAUACAAAUGCAAGGAUUGUGAGAAAUGUUUUGCUCGGAAUUCACAGCUUGUGCACCAUGAAGCAGUCCACACUGGAGAAAAACCAUACAGAUGCAAUGAGUGUGGGAAAUGUUUUGCUCAGAAGUCACAACUAGUGACACAUCAGGCAGUGCACAGAGGAGAAAAACCAUACAAGUGUCAGGAGUGUGGAAAAUGUUUUUCUCAAAAAUCAGUCCUAGUGAACCAUCACAUGAUUCACACAGGAGAAAAACUGUACAAAUGCAAUGAGUGUGGAAAAUGUUUUACUCAGAUUUCAAGCUUCCUCUACCAUCAGAAAAUCCACACGGGAGAAAAAUCAUAUAAGUGUCAAGAGUGUGGAAAAUGUUUUGUUGAGAAGGCACAUCUUGUGACUCAUCAAACAGUUCACACAGAAGAGAAACCAUAUAAAUGCCAGGAGUGUGAAAACUAUUUUGCCCAGCCUUCAAAUCUUAUUAGGCAUCAGACAGUCCAUAAAGGAGGAACACCAUUCAAAUGCCAAGAUUGUAAAAAAUGUUUUGCUCAGAAUUCACAGUUUGUCAGGCAUACAAGAAUCCCCACGGGUGAGAAACCAUACAAAUGUCAGGACUGUGGAAAAUGUUUUGCUUCCAGUUCAGUCUUUGUGAUCCAUAGAAGAAUUCACACAGGAGAAAAACCAUACACGUGCAACCUGUGUGGAAAAUGUUUUGCUCAGAAUUCACAACUGUUGACACAUCAUACAGUACACACAGGAGAGAGGCCAUAUCAAUGCCAGAAAUGUCGUAAAUGUUUCUCUAAACAGGCAGACCUUGUGACACACCGUAGAGUUCAUACAGGGGAGAAACCAUACAAAUGCCUGAAAUGUGGAAAGUGUUUUUCUCAGAUAUCCAGCUUUCUGUACCACCAGAGAAUCCACACAGGAGAGAAGCCACACAAAUGUCAGGAGUGUGAAAAAUGUUUUGUUCAGAAGACACACCUUGUAACUCAUCAGGCAAUGCACACAGGAAAGAAACCGUACAAAUGUCAGGAGUGUGGGAAAUAUUUUGCUGCCAGGUCAGUCCUCCUGAUCCAUCAGAGAAUCCAUGCAGUAGAGAAACCAUACAAAUGCCAGGAGUGUGAGAACUGUUUUGCUCAGAAUUCCCAGCUUGUGAGGCACAGAAGAGUCCACACAGGAGAGAAACCAUACAAAUGCCAGGCUUGUGAGAAAUCUUUUGCUCAGAUUUCAAACCUUCGGAAGCAUGAAAGAGUCCACACUGGUGAAAAACCAUACAAAUGCCAAUAUUGUGAGAAAUGCUUUACUCAGAAUUCCCAGCUUGUGAGGCAUGAGAGGAUCCAUACAGGAGAAAAACCAUACCAAUGCCAGGAUUGUGGAAAAUAUUUUGCUUCUAGUUCAGACUUUGCAAUCCAUCAGAGAAUUCACACUGGAGAGAAACCAUACAAAUGUCAAGAAUGUGAGAAAUGUUUUGCUCGGAAUUCACAACUGGUGACACAUCAGGCAGUCCACACGGGAGAGAAACCAUACAAAUGUAAGCAGUGUGGAAAAUGUUUUGCUCGGAAUUCACAUCUAGUGACACAUCAGACAGUUCACACAGGAGAGAAACCAUUCAGGUGUGAGGAAUGUGGGAAAUGUUUUCCUCAAAAGGCAGAGCUUUUAAAACACCAUAGAGUUCACACAGGGGAAAAACCCUACAAGUGCCAGGAGUGUGGGAAACAUUUUGCUGCCAGUUCAGUACUAGUGAUCCAUCAGAGAAUCCACACAGGAGAGAAACCGUACAAAUGUAAGCAGUGUGAAAAAUGUUUUUCGUGUAAUACACAGCUUGUGAGGCAUAAUCGAGUCCACACAGGAGAGAAACCAUACAAAUGCCAGGACUGUGAGAAAUGUUUUACUCAGAUAUCAAACCUUCAGAAGCACAAGAGAAUCCACACAGGAGAGAAACCAUACAAAUGUCUGGAGUGUGGAAAAUGUUUUGCUCGCAAAACAGAACUUGUGAUCCAUUGCAGAGUCCACACAGGAGAGAAACCAUACAAAUGCCAAGAGUGUGGGAAAUGUUUUGUUCAGAAUUCACACCUUGUCAGGCACCAGGCACUUCACAUAGGAGAGAAGCAUGCAGUGUAAAUGGCAUUUACCAUCCUGGUCAUAAUUUUGCAUUUCACUAUCAUUGUCAAGUUGUGCUCAGAGGUGAACACAGCAUACUUCCCUUCCUCUA